Nilaparvata lugens (brown planthopper) is the source of this 1320-nucleotide messenger RNA. RefSeq lists its product as uncharacterized. Bases 895 to 1284 code for a protein of 129 amino acids. The record is from RefSeq and is a predicted model, not a curated record. The transcript has 2 exons. Lineage: Eukaryota; Metazoa; Arthropoda; Insecta; Hemiptera; Delphacidae.
GAGGAAGGAUAUAAUUCUGGCAGCCGGCCUCUGAGCGCCCAGUUUAACAUGGGGUGAAAAACUUAUCAAUCGAUUACAAGCCUCAUAGUAGUGCUUUCGAGAAAUGGUUAUAUUCAAAUCACGCAGAUUUAUAGUGGCUUUCAUUUGAUGUUAAAAUCAACUCAAUAUGAUAAGUGGUCAAGUUUUUAUUUGUAAAAAAUAACUGUUAAAUUCCCAUAAGAAAAUCGUCAAUUUGGUGAAAACGAUAAUGAUGAUUACUAAGUUGUUUUUUAAUGGAUAAUGAAAUUGAAAAUUGCUCAAUGAAGUUCAACAUUUUCUUUGUGAUUCCAAUGUUUGAAACAAGAAUAUAUAAUUUUUGGAAAUUGUUAAAAAAUAAAUUUAUAAAUGCCUGCAAAAACUGCAUUUAGCCGGCCUGCAUGGUAGUUCCGGCGUUCUCCGAGGGAGGGUAGCACUAGAGAGAAGAGAGAGGGUAGGAGAGGAGGGAUAUCACCUUCCUUUUCUACUCAGAAGGGCUGGUAGCAGGAUAACAAGUUUGUAUUUCUAUACCUUCCACCCAAAAUAGACCGAUUAGUAGAAAAGACCUACUGAGAGAGAGAGAGAGAGAGAGAGAGAGAGAGAGAGAGAGAGAGAGAGAGAGAGAGAGAGAGAGAGAGAGAGAGAGAGAGUGAGUUUGUGUGUGUGAGCGAGGGAGUAGAAAAACACUAUUGUUCAUUUGUAAGCUAGUUGAGGAAUUUUGUCUUUCAAGUGACUUCGACUGUCUUCUGUCGCCUUGUCGACUAGUAAUAGGAAAUCAUUAGUGUUUUGAAUACGAGCAACAAGAAAGGAUCAGUUUUGUGGUGUUCAUUUGUGUCCUUGGUGAAUAAUUAUAGUUUUUUCAUUUUCGUGUUAUCAAUUAUGGGAAAGACUCGAAAAUGCUUGUCAGCUCCAAGGAAAAAGCGGCGAUUGAAUGAUGCAUUGAAAAAAUACAUGGAGGAAAAGAGGAAAGCAAAGGAAUCUAUGGACAACUUAGUAGAACACAGAAAUGAAAAUGGUGGAGAAGAAAAAGAAGAAGAGCUGCUGGGAAGAAGCAUCAUCAAUAUCAAUGAAUUUCUUGAACAAAUAAAACAUUUGGAUCAUCAUAGUCCUUUCGAUUGUUCAUUUAGAGAUAUGAAAGUUGUGGGGGAAAAAAGGGUAGGACUGAAAAGUUGUUUUAUUAUGAAGUGUAAAAUGUGCAAUAUUGUACGAACUAUUUGGUCAGAGAAGAAGAAAGACAAUAGAAUGGGGAUAAAAAUAUGGCAGCAGUGAGUGGGACAAUGACUACGGGGGGUGGCCACGCUCAGC